GAACCGUCAUUCGAACACAAACUACCGAUCGUAACAGACGAAUUUAUUUAAAAAUGACAAAGUAUAAUAAACUAAAUCCUACUAAAAAAGAUGAAAUGGCGGAAUUCAUGUCAAGCCAUCCAUACUUGGCAAAAAAUAACUUUCCAAAUUCCGCGCAAGGAAGAAUUGCUUCCAAUAAUUUAUGGGAGGAACUGGCGAAGCAGCUUAAUGCCGUGAGGCCACCAGUUAAAGAUGCUAAGUUGUGGAGGAAGGUUUUUGGUGAUCAAAAAUACCAAGCAAAAAAAAAAGCUUUCCUUCAAUAAGGCAUUGAAGCAGCGAACUGGUGGAGGGCCCUAUAACGGAAAACUGAUCACUGUGACGGACGAACUGUUAAUCGAAGCAGCUGGACUCGAAGCUUGCGUAGAGGGCAUAACAAAUGUGUCUGCAUUUGGAAAUAACCCAACUACGCAAGCUUCGACGUUUAUAGUUAACUGUGAUAGUAGUGAUGAGGAGGCAAACCCUUUCCCCAGCUCUUUACCAUGCCCAACAACUUCAACACAGUCGCUACAACAACAACGUCAACAGAAAAAACUCCACGCACACCGAGGAGAAAAAGUAGGAGUGACGAAAAGUUGGAAUUACUUCAACAAAACAUGAAGUCGCUAUCAGUUUUUCAAAAAGGCAUAGACCAGAAGCUUGAGAGGUUAGUAGCAGCACAAGAAAAAAUGCUGGCCCUACAAGAAAAAUUGUUUGCUAUUAAGAUAGAAAAGCACCGCAUCCAACAAUCGACACGACAGUUAGACCACGAAAUAACAAAAUUGGAGCUCGAAACCUUACGAAGAAAAUUAUUAUAAAACUUGGUACUUGAAUGUAUAUAUUUUUAGUUUUAAGCGUUUAAUGAAUUUUUUAAUUUAAUAGAGCUUUAUUUAUUUUUGAAUUUUAAUUAUUUAGUAUUUAAGAAAUGUGAUAAAAGCAACAAACGUGAUGAAACGACUAAUUAAAAUUAAAAUAAUGAAUUUAUGUGAACAAAA
Molecule: messenger RNA, 1010 nt
Organism: Bactrocera tryoni
Lineage: Eukaryota; Metazoa; Arthropoda; Insecta; Diptera; Tephritidae
Exons: 3
Coding region: 232-636 (134 amino acids)
Source: RefSeq, a predicted model, not a curated record